UAUUCAAUUUGAUAAACUCGUUGCUUGGCAACGCGAUAACAAUCCAACUCGCACAGUAGUUUUCGGGCUUUUUUGGUGGCUGGUCGGUUUUGAUUUUUGAUAUAUUUUUACAAAACAUUUAUCACAUACGUACAUUUAGGCCUAGCUUUUUGUAUAAAAACAAAAUUUGUUUUUCUUUUACUCAGCGGCGGCUGCAAUUUAAUAUAAAUUCUCUGUGAUACUCAUAAUGUGGUUAAUGCGUUAUUUUCGGACGCGACAAAUCAAAUAACAGUGUCGUGAGACUUAAAACAUGUUCGUAGUUAAUUUAUUAGUUUCAAUAUUUAGUUGUUUUGUGUUCUAUGUUUUGGCGGAAGACUACGAGAAUGAUGAUAGAAUGUACCUCCUGGUAGCCCCGGACCAGCAUGAGCGCACGCCACGCCUCGAAGAUUUCUUCUGGACAGGUUCUGGAGAUGGGCCGCCUCCUCCGGACUCACCCCUGCCGGAGCCUUCUCAGCCCACACCGAUUGUGCAGACAACUACGGUCCUUGCCACUGUGUACCUGGAUUCGUUUCCACCUCAGGCGGUGACCGACAAAACAACAGGAGAAUGUGUCCUCAACUGCGGAGAGCCGGUUCCCCCAGGCAGUUUGGAGCCAGAGAUACCAGAGGAUCGACGGUAUUGGCUGCUGACUGUCAUACAAGGAUCCACCCCUGACAGUCUGCAGUUGAGGCUGGCUAGGCUGUAUCAAAAGGCCUUUCUAAGACAACAAGAACGCCAUCUGGGAAUCAUAAAGUCUUUAGACGCCCCGCAAACGAGAAAGAAACACGAAGUGCAUUCAUUUGUAGUUAAUAAAGACGAUAAUCAAAUCGCUGCUUCCAACACCCCCCUAAGAUACCUCGAUAGUUCUACGAUAGUUCCUUCCAUGACUGAAAUUGUACAGCCAACAAAAAUAAUAGAUUAUUCUAAAAUAGACAUCCCUAUUGAAAACGAAAACCUUACCUUAAAAGAAGAUAUAAAAGCAACCAGGCUUGCAGACGUUGAAUCAUGGAUCUUAGUUCCUCCUACGGUAGUAGUAAGAAAGAGAGAGGUAUCAGACCAAGAAGAGGGAGAAAGUGAGAAGGGGGAAUUAAUAGAUAUUCCUUUAGAAGAAGAGAAUAGCAAUGAGACGAUGUUGUUUAAAAGAGAGAUUAUAAAACCGGAGCAGCAACCACCAGUGCAAGUCCACAUCCAGAAUAUAACUGAGUUCACAGAAACGGGCAGCGUCCAAAUCGUGUACGUGGUACUUGUGGGCGGUAGAGCGGUACCUGCAGCAGUAGCUGCCAGGGAUAUGAGACUUGUACGUGACGCCGAAGUGGCCAGGGAGUUGGGAGCCGUAGUCACUACUAAAGCUGAGCCAGCGUAUCUGAAGGCGGCCGAGGGUCUGGAAGGCGAAGCAGCAGUGAGCGGUAUCCACGGCACGGAGCUGUGGGCGCUGGCAGUGGGAGCCACUAUAGCGGUUCUGCUAUUGUUGGUGCUGUUUGUGCUGCUGUGUUUGGCUCAGAGGCGAAAAGCAAUCAAAUCGGCAGCCUCCCUCCGAGCAUACAGAAAUGAGAUGUUAAGAGAGGCGGAAAGGAAUCAAUUGAAACAAGUUCACGAAGAAAAAGAUGGCAGGUUGAUAAGCGUAGUGUCACCUAGCAGAACAAGACCUAGUAGCACGUUGCUACCCAUUUACAGAGCGGCGAGUGCUUCGAGUUCAUCCACAACAUCUUCCGGAAUAUCCGAAGACGUAGCAACCGUGCGUCGUAGACAAAAGAAACCCCAUGCGUUGAGAAUGCCGCAGAAGAAGCGUGUUGGAACUACGGAUAGUUUGCUAGAAGCGGCUGGCUUGGACAGUUCAGAUAGUGGGCAACCUUCUGCUCCGCAGACACCGACAUCCUAUCUGUCGAUGCCUUCAGUUAACUCGUUUCCAAGAGGCAACGUAGUGGAACCCCUCUCUCGCAUCCUUGAACCAGUAUCAGUCCGUCACCUUGACAUUGACUCGCCAGUCACCAGUCCGAAGAGAGCUGCAGAUGCUGUGCCUCGUCGCCAGAUGGCAUCGCAGUUGGUUCGGCUGGGAAGCAUUGACAAAGACCCAGGGGUUAUCGGGCCUUUGGUGUGGGACCUACACUGCCAGAGGAUUAAGGAUGUAUCGAAACCGCCAAGCCCAGCUAAGUCUGCCACUCCCCGCAAAGAUUCUCGCAUGCGACAGAGAUUCAACGAGCUAAUGGAUGAUGCCUUCACUCUCUUCGGUAGCGCUGGCUCAUCCAACUCCCAGGAUACCUAUAUCGUUGAGAAAAAGAAAGAAGGAGAAAUAGCCCAGGCGCGAAACGAUAACGUUCGCCUGCCUGGUUCCCCGUAUACUGCCUUAGACACCGUGCGGGGCCGUUCGGCUGGUGCUGGCCGCGGAAGCACAGCAGCCACUAUAGAGGCGCGCUCGGCGCGGCCGCGCACGUCGCAGCUGCGCGCCGAGCGCCGCGCGCCCGCCAGCGCGUGGGGCCCUACUCCACCAUCACACUCCCUAACCCGUCUGCCGGCGGCGCCCACGGUGAACCCGGCGCUGGUGCUGGCGCGGCCGCGGCUGCCGGCCGCCGACCCCGCGCUGCCCAUCAUAUCAGCCAUCAAAACAGAAAUACAGCGCGUACGAGAACAGCACAAACCUGACUAA
Messenger RNA from Cydia fagiglandana, 2662 nucleotides. RefSeq lists its product as uncharacterized. The record is from RefSeq and is a predicted model, not a curated record. Bases 290 to 2662 code for a protein of 790 amino acids. The transcript is spliced from 14 exons. Lineage: Eukaryota; Metazoa; Arthropoda; Insecta; Lepidoptera; Tortricidae.